This is a messenger RNA of Anguilla anguilla (European eel), 1468 nucleotides long. Its product is annotated as TNF receptor-associated factor 4-like. Gene Ontology annotation, biological process: signal transduction; positive regulation of JNK cascade; regulation of apoptotic process. The record is from RefSeq and is a predicted model, not a curated record. Bases 1 to 1416 code for a protein of 471 amino acids. Gene Ontology annotation, molecular function: zinc ion binding; protein binding. Lineage: Eukaryota; Metazoa; Chordata; Actinopteri; Anguilliformes; Anguillidae. The transcript has 7 exons.
AUGCCGGGGUUCGACUACAAGUUCCUGGAAAAACCAAAGAGACGGUUCCAAUGUCCUCUAUGUAGUAAGACAAUGCGAGAACCUGUACAGGUUUCUACCUGUGGACACAGAUUUUGUGACACCUGUCUACAGGAAUUCCUGAGUGAGGGGGUCUUUAAGUGUCCAGAGGACCAGUUGCCCUUGGACUAUGCCAAGAUCUACCCUGACCCAGAGCUGGAGCAGCAGAUCCUGUUGCUGGCCAUCCGCUGCAUCCACAGCGAGGAGGGCUGCCGCUGGACGGGCCAGAUGAAGCAGCUGCAGGGCCACUUCUCCACCUGCGCCUUCAACGUCAUCCCCUGCCCCAACCGCUGCUCGGCCAAGCUGACGCGCCGCGACCUGCCCGACCACCUUCAGUACGACUGCGUCAAGCGCAAGGUCAAAUGCGAGUUCUGCGGCAACGAGUUCACGGGCGAGGCCUACGAGAACCACCAGGGUAUCUGCCCCCAGGAGAGUGUGUACUGUGAGAAUAAGUGUGGGGCUCGUAUGAUGCGUAGGCUGCUGGCCCAGCACAGCGUGGCUGAGUGCCCCAAACGCACGCAGCCCUGCAAGUACUGCGGCAAGGAGUUUGUAUUCGACACCAUCCAGAACCACCAGUACCACUGCCCGCGCUUCCCGGUGCAGUGCCCCAACCAGUGCGGCACGCCCAACAUCGCCCGGGAGGACCUGGCCGCCCACGUGAAGGAGAGCUGCUGCAGCGCCCUGGUGCUCUGUCCCUUUAAGGACGCCGGCUGCAAACACAGGUGCCCCAAGCUGGCUAUCAGCCGCCACCUGGACGACACCACCAAGUCCCACCUGACUAUGAUGUGCAACCUGGUGACCCGGCAGCGGCAGGAGAUCCUGGAGCUCCGGCGGGAGCUGGAGGAGCUGUCCGUCAGUCAGGAUGGCGUCCUCAUCUGGAAGCUGGCCGACUACUCCCGCCGGCUGCAGGAGUCCAAGCUGCGCAGCAACCACGAGCUGUUCAGCCCGCCCUUCUACUCGCACCGCUACGGCUACCGGCUCCAGGUGUCGGCCUUCCUCAACGGCAACGGCAGCGGUGAGGGCACCCACCUGUCCAUCUACAUCCGGGUGCUGCCGGGCGAGUACGACAGCCUGCUGGAGUGGCCCUUCUCCUACAAGGUGACCUUCUCCAUCCUGGACCAGAGCGACCCUUCGCUCUCCAAGCCCCAGCACAUCACGGAGACCUUCAACCCCGACCCCAACUGGAAGAACUUCCAGAAGCCCAGCUCCACCGCCCGCAACUCGCUGGACGAGAGCACGCUCGGCUUUGGCUACCCCAAGUUCAUCUCCCACGAGGAGAUCAAGAAGAGGAACUACAUCCGGGACAACGCCAUCUUCCUCAAGGCCUCCAUAGAUAUUCCCCAGAAGAUCAUUGCCUGAGAGGGGUGCGGUUUGUUCCACGUUCUGGAGGUCGGUGGGGGUUAGGGGGGUG